CUUUUUAAUUCAACGUCCCCAUGAUUUGACGGACGGACGAAAACCACAUAUAAACGCCAUUUAGCCCCAACGCUCUUCAGACUUAGUAUUAGAACCCCUCCGUCCGAGAAGAGCGGCUGGUCGACCCGAGGCACCACACGCACACAGCGACUCCAGAUCAGAUCAUCGUUCCACAAUGGCCUCUGCAACUCAAGUCAAGUCUCUAAGGGAGAUGCUCGGCGCUCCGCCUGCCACGGCCACCCCGAGCGACAGCACGCUGAUCAUCAUCGAUGCGCAGAACGAGUACGCCCAGGGAAACCUCAAGACCGUCAACGUCGACCAGACGCGCAAGGCCAUUGCCUCGCUGCUGGAGAAGUACCGUGCCGCCGGGGACGGGAAAAACAUCGUCCACGUCGUCCACAAGACUCCGGAGGGCGCCCCGGUCUUCACCCCCAAUACCCCGCUGGCCGAGGAAUUCGACGAGUUGAAGGCCCGUCCGGGCGAGAAGGUGAUCCAGAAGGAGGCCAUUUCGAGCUUCUCCGGCACGGAUCUGCACGAGUACCUGACCAGUCUGGGGGAGAGGGGCAAGAAGACCGUCAUGACCGGUUACAUGGCACAUGUCUGUGUGAGCACCACCGCGCGAGCAGGCAAUGACUUGGGGUACAACGUCGUCUUGGCCAGUGAUGCCAUUGGGGAUCGAGAUAUUCCCGGGUUUGGCGGAGCCGAGGUCACCGAGGCAGUAUUGAAGGAAUUAAACGAUGCCUUUGGGACAGUCAUCCAAAGCGCAGAGAUCAAGUAGGUCGGGAAUAAAUGGAUAGAAAUUCUCAUGAAACUUGCACACGCUCAUC
Messenger RNA from Cladophialophora immunda, 827 nucleotides. RefSeq lists its product as uncharacterized. The transcript has 3 exons. Lineage: Eukaryota; Fungi; Ascomycota; Eurotiomycetes; Chaetothyriales; Herpotrichiellaceae. The coding region runs from base 176 to 778 and encodes 200 amino acids. The record is from RefSeq and is a predicted model, not a curated record.